CCUGGAUGACCAUGAUCAUGAAUGACAUCCAGCAGCACUACUUCCUCGACUUUCUUCUCUUGUUUCUCUCCGCCAUAUUCUUGUUCAAAUUCAUUUUCAACAAGUUAACCAAGCCAAAAGCAUCCAAUCUCAAGCUCCCUCCGAGCCCCCCGAUGAUACCCUUCAUAGGUCACCUCUACCUCCUUGGGCCAUUCUUUCAUGAAUCAUUGCAAAACCUCUCCGCCAAAUAUGGCCCUAUUUUCAAUCUCCGCCUUGGUAUUUCUCGAUGGUGCAUGGUUGUCCAAUCAGCCUCUGCGGCAAAAGAGAUAUUCAAAACCCAUGAUCUCUCUUUUGCGCAACACCCAAACUUAGCUUUCGCCGAUGAAACCCCUUACGGAGAAUCAGGAUUUUUCAGUGCUCCGUAUGGUGAUUAUUGGAAGUUCGUCAAGAAAGUAUACGUGAAUGAACUGUUCUCAACCCGACAACUUGAACGAUCACGGGCGCUCAGGGAGCAAGAACUUGACUGGUUUUUGCAUAAAGUGUUUGAGAGUGAAGAAGAAAGAUGUGUUGAUGUGGGUGUUGAGCUUAUGAAGCUUACAAAUAACAUUGUAUGCAGGAUGGCAAUGAGUACAAGGUGUUCAGAGAAAAAUGAUGACGCUGAGAGGAUUAGGGAGUUGGUGAAAGAGACCUUUGAGGUUGGGUCAAAGCUUUUUAUUGGGGAUGUGCUAGGGCCCCUAAAACGAUUGGCUUUCUGGCUUUACGGAAGUCAGGUCCUAGAUGUGACUCUGAGGUUUGAUGAGCUUUUGGAAAAGAUAUUAAAGAAGCAUGAAGAUCAAAUUCGGAAGGGAGAGAAUGAGGAUUUGAUGGAUGUGUUGUUGAAGGUGUACAGUGAUGAUAGGGCUGAGUUCAAGAUGACCCGAACUCAUCUCAAGGCUUUAUUAAGCGAUAUUUUCGUGGGAAGCACAGGAACCUCAUCGGAGGCCAUUGUACGGACAUUAGCUGAGCUCAUCAAUCAUCCAAACAUAUUCAGAAAGCUCAGAGAAGAAAUCAAAUCGGUUGUGGGCGGUUCUAGAUUAGUUCAGGAAUCAGACGUGGUAAAUCUUCCUUACUUACAAGCAGUUGUGAAAGAAACACUAAGACUAUAUCCACCAUUACCUGUGACAACAAGAGAAUGCCGCCAAGCUUGUAAAAUAGAAGGCUUUGACGUGCCCCAGAAUACUAUGGUGGCAAUCAAUCUGUAUGCUAUAAUGAGAGAUCCAGAGUUAUGGGACAAUCCAAACGAGUUCUGGCCAGAAAGGUUAUUGGCUUUCUCUAAAGAACAUGAUCAAGAUGGGAGUGUUGGAGAAAAUUCAAAAUUUCUUACUUUUGGAGGGGGAAGGAGAGCUUGUCCUGGUGCAAAGAUAGGGUUGAUCAUGAUGCAUACUGCAGUGGCAGCCAUGGUUCAAUGCGAUUGGAAGGUUGAAGGAGAUCAUGAAAACAAGGUGAAGGUAAAUAUGGAAGUUGGAAAGGGAGUUUUUAUGCACUUGGCUCAUCCACUCAAAUGUCUUCCCGUGAUUUGCUUCAACCCAUUUGCUUCUUCGAUCAAUAUAUAGAUCUGGAAGAUCAUGCAUGUAUGCUCU
Carya illinoinensis is the source of this 1598-nucleotide messenger RNA. Its product is annotated as cytochrome P450 705A12-like. The record is from RefSeq and is a predicted model, not a curated record. Lineage: Eukaryota; Viridiplantae; Streptophyta; Magnoliopsida; Fagales; Juglandaceae. Gene Ontology annotation, molecular function: iron ion binding; heme binding; oxidoreductase activity, acting on paired donors, with incorporation or reduction of molecular oxygen, NAD(P)H as one donor, and incorporation of one atom of oxygen. Gene Ontology annotation, cellular component: membrane.